GGACAGUGUUCGCUCUGUCUUAUUACAAAAGGGCAUCUUCACAGGUUCAACACAGGCACAUAUACGGGGAGUUUGCGCUGGAUUUUACGUUCCCUGGCAUCCUUCAAGCCUCAGGAAUGAAGGCCUGCUUAGUUUUCACCUGUUUACUGACAGCCACAUUUGUCCUGUCUCUUGAAAGUAAACAUCAUGGAAAACAUCAUGGGUUGCACAAGAAUUCACACAAAAUCAAGGAAAAGGAGGUCAUGACAGAGGAGGCCGACCAACCACAGGUCCCCAAGAACAAGGAUCAGGACGAUAUGCAGCUGAACUCCGAACGCAAUGCUGAUACGAACAAGGACGGAGAGUUUCAGGCUACAGACGACAGAGAUACAAAUAUUGCUGUUCUGUUGAAUGAGGAAGAGCUGAUAGACCUUUUGAAGAAAGGUGCAACAGAGGAAGAGGUGGAACAAAAAGAGCUAGAGGUGGACAAAGACAAGGAUACACCUGCUGAGGUGGUGGAGGAAGCUGAAGGUGAAGAGAAGAAGGAAGAUGGUCAAUUAGAAACUGGGGAGGUUGGGACAGAUAAGAGGGAGGUGAAGGAAGACAGCGUGAAAGAUGAAGUUCAUGGGGAGGUGGAGAACAUGUCCAAGAAGAACCAGAAGGAGGAACCUGUGAGCAAAAUGGCUGACAGAGAUGAGCUAGUGGCACUGUUAGGCGAAACAGAAGGCAGCACAGAAUCAGAUCUACCAGUAAAUCUUGACUAUGCUGCUGAUAGUGGCAUCAUACAACCUCCGCAAAAAAUAUCAGCCAAAAUAAAACCCCACGCUAACUAUGCCCAGCCUUCCUCUAAAGAUGUUACUGAGAAAGAACAGCUCGCCGUUGAUGAGGACUAUGAACACGACAUGCAAAACACUGAAGCGGCAAUGAGUGAGGAGGUGUCUGAUCUAGACAAACUGGAAGUGCUCAAAAAUGCCCAAGAUUUACAAGCUAAAGUCAAAGAAAUCAGUGAAAACGUGAAGCCUCAGGAGAAGAAGAGGAGUAGGGAGCUUGAUUCAGGCUCCCGGGUGGCUGGAAAGGAAGAGGAGGAGAGAAGUAAGGAUGACGAUGUAAGCCACACCAAGAAAAAGACAAGGAAGCAGAAGAAGAACCAGAGGGCAAGGAAGCACACGCCACAGAGCGAGGAAGCACAAACUGAACUGAGCCAACGAGAUCAUCACGAGUCAGAGAUCAGCAGCAGCAGCAGCAGUGACAAUACAGUGCACAAAGCCAAGAGGAGAGGGGCAGGAAAAUGGAGUCCUUUGGUGGGAAUGAAUCCAGUGCAGAUAAGAGCUACAAUGGAUCUCUACCCUAGCUCCAGACCCUCUCUCAGCAGAGGCGUCCAUCGGCCAGACGCCACUGCUGGUCCAUGUGACAGUUUCCGCUGCAAACGUGGAAAGACAUGUAAACUGGACGCAGACAAUAAGCCAGGCUGUUUCUGUCAGGAGCCGUCUCAGUGUCCUCCCAGUGUGAACGAGUUUGAUCAUGUUUGUGGAACAGACAACAAAACAUACCAUACAUCUUGUGAACUCUUUGCCACUAAAUGCAACCUGGAGGGCACAAAGAGGGGCCCCAAACUUCACCUGGACUACACUGGGCCAUGCAAAUUAAUACCUGCGUGCGUGGACAAUGAGCUGGUCCAGUUUCCUUUGCGGAUGAGAGACUGGCUGAAAAAUGUGCUGCUGCAGCUCUACGAGCUUGACACCACGUCCCCUGGCUUUCUCACUCCUAAACAACAUUUUAGGGUGAGGAAACUCUUUGAGAGCGAGCGGCGACUUCAUGCUGGGGAUUACUCUGUGGAGCUUCUUGCGCAGGACUUUGAGAAGAACUACAACUUGUACAUUUAUCCAGUACACUGGCAGUUUGCCCAACUGGACCAGCACCCUUCUGACAGAUUCUUGUCCCACUCAGAGCUGGCCCCGCUCCGGGUCCCUCUGGUGCCGAUGGAGCACUGCACCUCCCGCUUCUUCCAGGAGUGUGACACUGACAAGGACAAGCAGGUGUCCUUUGAGGAAUGGAUCUCCUGCUUUGGCAUCAGAAAUGAGGAUAUGGAUGUCAACCUGAUUUUCUGAGGUUGAGGAAGCUGUUCCAACAACGGCUUGAGCGAGAGAAUCCUCUAUGAACUAUGAAAUAAACAAAUGUACCAAUCCUGCUAUAACAAGGUCACAUGUUGGUGGCCAGUGCUGUUGUCUUGAGUGAGGCUAAAACAUUGUCUUUAGAUUUUAAGUGUUAUGUUUUGUAUCUAGACACUGUUUUGUAAUUCAUUCCACUCGGAGGUUUACUGCAGCUCAUUGGUAGAAAUGUGAUUGUGCAUUAUACAGUACAAGGCAUUAAAAUAACUCAGAUUUUAUAUGUGUGUGUUUUUUGUGUGUAUAAUAACUCUUUUAAACUCAAAGUUAGGUAGAUAGUUUCAGAGCCUGGUGUUAACUCUAAAUCAAUUACUAUAUGUUGGUUAAUUUAGUAGCAAAUGCUGUAAAUGUUUUUUUCCUUUUCAUUGCUUCUCAAAUUAAAGCUUUUUGAACAGC
Messenger RNA from Solea solea (common sole), 2540 nucleotides. It is a transcript of the gene sparcl1, whose product is annotated as SPARC-like 1. The coding region runs from base 117 to 2087 and encodes 656 amino acids. Gene Ontology annotation, biological process: anatomical structure development. The record is from RefSeq and is a predicted model, not a curated record. NCBI's taxonomy places the organism in Eukaryota, Metazoa, Chordata, Actinopteri, Pleuronectiformes, Soleidae. Gene Ontology annotation, molecular function: collagen binding; calcium ion binding; extracellular matrix binding. The transcript is spliced from 11 exons.